AUGGCGUGGAUUUGGGGCUCCACCUCGAGCAAGGAGCCCGAUCGACCGCCGUCUCCCGCUCCUUCUCAAGCACCAAGCCCUGCAGUCGACAACUCGGCCGCAGAGAUUCGAACUCCAGCACCAGAGGUAGAUGAGGAGGAGUACAUGCUGGAAGUUCAACCGCGCGGGUUGAAGCGAAAGGCCGGACAUGAGGUUGGAGACAUCUCCGUACGCGGCUUCAAAGUGGUGUACAAUUCGAGCAAGGUCAUACCGGCCAUAAGCAAAAUGCACAACGACUCUGUCAGCACGCAGCCAGCUGGCGAGCACCUCCUGCAUCUCCCCGAGUCUGUUCAGAGACUAAUCUACAGCUUCGUGCUCGUCGAUGAAGCACCUUACGAUGUCCUUCCCCAAGGCCAUUUAGUGCCACAGCCACUCGUCAGCUGGGACAUCACCGACAGCAGCCAACUCGUCAAGCGCCAACACACGAAGUCCGAUGGCACACCGAUUCGCGAAGCACCUGGACUCCUCACAGCCUGCAAGCAGAUUCGCGAACUUGCUGUUCCUAUCUUCUUUUUUGGAAACUCUUUCAACAUCCGUGUCUCGAACUUCGAUGGACUUGCGAUUCAGCCCUUCUGGAAGCUGAUGGACUCGCAUCGUCAACAAGCUGAGAAAGAUCCAAUCCUCCUAGCCGGAAGCCACGAUGAGCUUGGCUUUUUCGAAGCAUUGCAGGAGAAGUCGACACCGCUACUGGACGGCCUUGAGGACCACAUCUCUUCGAGGCCGACAGCCACCAAGGAGUGCGAGUUCACGAUCUGCCGCCUCAACGAUCCUCCCACCACCUCACUCACGAUGGGCGAGAUCAAGUGUGACCUCUCGUAUGAACCGCACUGGGAUAACUUGCUCCUCUGGCUGCGCGAGUGCAUCAAGGGCGAGCUGCCACCCUUCAAUCCAGGCGAUCUGUCUGAGCACCAAGAUGGGCACAAGUUGACGUCUAUCGAAUGGCUCUUCCAGAUCACGAAAAUUUACAAGCCGACUGAGAUGGACGAGUUUCUGAAGGCCAUCGCCACACAUCGUGGUCAUCUCAUCCGGGACGAUCCCAGAUGGGCACCAUCGCCCCAGUAUGAGGACAUCGAGGAGUCUCAGACGCUUCGUCACGCCACACCCCAAAUCUCUCCACGCGAGACUCCUUCAAAGCAGUUCGUCUUCACUUCGUCGCCACCCUUGCCCCAAGUCUCGACCACGUCCAGGCUUGGAAUGGGCAAAGGCUAUCAACACGCACGAGAGUCUCUGGGCCCAGCUUUUCGAAAGUCAACUUCUCUGGCGUCUAGCUCGAGUGGCCAGCGUGUGGAAGUUAAGGGUUCUGAUGAUGAGGAGGACUCGGAUGAGGAAGAGUUGUUUUGCCAUACGAAUAAGAAGAGAAAGAUAAACUUGGUGGUGGACCUGGAUGGGGAGUCUGGGGAUGAGGAUACGAAUGCGAAUGAUGAUGGAGAGGUGGGCAAGAAUGGUUUUGAUGAGGACUGA
Messenger RNA from Cercospora beticola, 1500 nucleotides. RefSeq lists its product as uncharacterized. The record is from RefSeq and is a predicted model, not a curated record. Lineage: Eukaryota; Fungi; Ascomycota; Dothideomycetes; Mycosphaerellales; Mycosphaerellaceae.